AUGUCGAACGAGCUUCGUCAUCUCUCACCGGAAUUCUCGAUUGAUGAAGCAAAGAAAGUCGCAAAUGAAUAUUACAAAUUAAAAGAAUUUGUUUCUCAAUUACCCAGUGAACGCGAUCAAAAUUUUCUUUUCCAAAACGAUGAUCAAACGAAAUUUAUCUUGAAAAUUUCCAAUAUCGACGAAGAUCACUCAGUUCUCGAUAUGCAAAUCUGUGCGAUUCAACGUUUCAAUUCACAAUUACGCACAGUACCUUCCCUAGAUGGGCAAAUGAUAAUUACAUACAAAAAUCAUUAUAUACGUCUUGUUACUUACAUACCGGGCACUCCUCUCGCACGUUUUCAACCGCACAGUCGAAAAUUACUGAUCAAUCUUGGAAAAACUCUUGGUCAACUUGAUCAAUCUCUAGAGAAAUUAGAUCAUCCGAGUAUGAAUCGUGAUCUCUACUGGAAUAUGAACAACGCCGAGAAAAUUAUCAAUGCAUUCAAAUACCUAAUUACCGAGAAGAAUCGUUAUGAAAUUAUCGAAGACAUUCUCCGACGAUGGGUGAAAUUCGUUCGUCCAUGUUUGCCAUCAUUACGAACAUCUGUUAUUCAUAAUGAUGCCAAUGAUUACAAUAUCAUUGUUCAUGAUGAAGAAACAGUCAAUUUGAUUGAUUUCGGUGACCUAUGCCGAAGUUAUGUAGUCUCCGAAGUGGCUAUCGCAUGUGCUUAUGUUAUGUUGGAUAAGAAUGAUCCAAUUUCUGCAGCAAGUUACGUUCUAUGUGGUUAUCAGCAGAUAUAUCCACUGGAACCAAUAGAAGUUGAUCUGAUCUAUUAUUUUAUUUUGAUGAGACUAGCUAUGAGUGUGACAAUAUCCGCUCAUCAAAAACAGUCGCAACCGAAUAAUGAAUACAUUGUAAUUAGCGAGAAGCCAGCGUGGAGUUUAUUAGAAAAAUUAAACGAUUUAGAUUUCGAUUCUGUUCGACAGACUAUUCGUUCUGUAUGUAAUUCGUCUAAUUAG
This is a messenger RNA of Adineta ricciae, 999 nucleotides long. Lineage: Eukaryota; Metazoa; Rotifera; Eurotatoria; Adinetida; Adinetidae. The record is from the annotation of a GenBank genome assembly.